Molecule: messenger RNA, 3524 nt
Organism: Magallana angulata
Lineage: Eukaryota; Metazoa; Mollusca; Bivalvia; Ostreida; Ostreidae
Exons: 2
Coding region: 140-1753 (537 amino acids)
Molecular function (GO): zinc ion binding
Source: RefSeq, a predicted model, not a curated record
GCUGGGAGUACUUAGCAUACCGAUUUCUUCCACCGGCCAUGUUUUCUUCAGGUUACUCAAAACGAAAGUACACAUGAAUUCAAAGGAAAUACCCUUCUGCUUUAAUUCAUUUGGUAUAAUCGAUCAUUAAGGCAAAACAAUGGCUACCACUCAAGGACAGGACGUCGUCCUCUGUCAACUGUGUUCCAGUCCUGUAGAACACCAUUGCAACCUUUGUCUUGUUGACCUUUGCUCUCCCUGCACUCUAAAGCACCUGGCGGACAAAACAAGCAGACAUGAAAUUGUGGAGUUCAUCAACAGAAAAAAAGGACCCAUUUUGGCUGAGUGCAGCUUUCACCAGACAAAACGAUGUGAAAUGUACUGCAGAGAUUGCAAACAACCAACGUGUGUAUUAUGCGUAACAACUACUCACAAAAAGCACGAAAUGGACAAUAUUUUAGAAAUCCUCCAGAAUGCUAAACAGCAAGUCACAUUUGAUUUAAAGGAACUUGAAAACGCCAUUGCUCCAAAGUACAAAUAUAUUACUGCAUUUGUAACAUCCUCAGUGUUUGAUGAAACUCUCUCUGCUAUUCAAGACCAGGAAGACGAACUAUGCAGAUCUGUCCGUGAUAUUGGUAGUAAAAUGCGAGACAAAGUUUCGAAACUUAAAGGAGAAUCUGAAACUAUGAACAAAGAAAAACAAUCUCUGGCAGCAAAAUCUGAAAUGGAAUUGAAUGGAAUAAUUCAGAACAGCAAAAGUGUUUUAGAAUCUGCUGAUACCAAAGGCAUUAUUAGUUACGAGUCACAAAAUAUGAAGUUUAGGUAUGGUCUCAAAGAAAUGGGACUGUCUUUUCCAAAAUUUCAACCUGGUUUGAUUAAUGAAGACCAGCUUCAAAAUGUUUUUGGAAAAUUUGAAUUGCAAAGAAUCUAUGCAUCAAAUACUGCACCAAAUCCACAAAAAAUGAUGAAAACUCCUGUUAUUUUGAACACCAUUCAAAGUCCAUUAGAGGACAGUUCAAGUCUUUGGAAAGUUUCAUGUGAGGGGGCUGAAAAUGUAUGGACCAGUGGGAAUGACAGCCAACUUUAUCAAAUAAACAGGAGUGGAGCUGUUCUGAAAAAUAUAAAAGCUGCGAAUAAUGUCCUUGAAUUAACAAUUGACUCAGAUCAAAACAUAGUGUUUAUAGUUUCAUGGCCUGACACAAAAGUCUACAAGUAUGAAAGUAAUACAAACACAGUUAAAACUCUGUUGGAGCUAUCUGACUGGUGUCCGAGAGGACUCUGUUAUACGAUGAAUGGCGACCUUUUAGUGAGCAUGCGCUCUUUGGAUGAAAAACAAAGUAAAAUUGUGAGCUAUUACAUGACCAGAGAAACUCAAAAUGACAUAUUAGGAGGCUCCCUUUUUUCUGUGGAUAGUAGGAAAUUAUUAAGGCUAAGUGAGAAUGGUAAUGGAGAUAUAUGUGUAGCUGACGUCACUGGCAAGGCUGUCCUCGUGGUAUAUGCUUUUGGAGAAUUGCGAUUUAAGUACACAGGCAACAGGGCGACCUACAAGAAAAGAACCUCUUUUGAACCUGAUGACAUAGUUAAUGAUGGAAAUUUUAACAUACUUAUUGGCGACUAUUCAAACAAGAUUGUCCACAUCAUAGACUGUGACGGUACCUUUAUCCAUUAUAUCGAACAUUCAUGUACUGGAGGCAUCAGUAUUGAUACUGACCACAAUCUGGUUGCUGGAGAAUUGUCUACCGGGAAAAUUCGCAUCAUUAAAUAUUUCGAGUAAACCCUUCAAUGUAGAUUCACAAACUUAGUAUUUGGAUACUAGUAUUUGAUCUUUCAUAGAGCAUCAAAUAUUUAUCAUUUGUGACGUGAUUAAAUUGCAGAGCGGCAUACAUUUUUUUCUUGGACAAAAUUGUUAUUGAUUUUUAUUUUUUUUUUCCAGGUUUAUCAUUUUAUAUUUACAUCUACCAAGUAUGAUUCCCUUCAUUUCUUACGGAAACUUAUAGUUAACUCAAAGCUUUAUAGAAACAGACAGAAUGAAAUCUAUUGACCCCUUUUAUCGAUUUGUCGAAACAUACGGGACUGAAACUGACAGUAUAUCUAUAGUCUGUCCCAAGAUAUCUUGGAUUCGCAUUUUGCUUAAUUGCUUGAUAUUUAUAAAUACCUCAGGGUUCAAACGAUGUUCAUUCAAAAGUAUAAAAGAUUUCUCAGUCGAAACGCCACUGUCACCCCUGCGAAUGUUAUUGUCAUUCAAAUUUUAGACCACGUGGUUUUAUUUGACCAUUUCAGUUUCGCAGUAAAAAUCGUACCUCGUGUAUAAAGUCUAUUUCACAGUUCAUGUAUCUAGGUUCUUAAUAUAGUAGUCAAAUAUAAAAUCUAGAGGUUUAUUGAUUUUAAACUUUAUCUUCAUUAAUUGGUGAAUAAAAUGUGUUCUAGAAAGAAAUGUGACCAUACAAAAAUUAGUUUUUGUCUGCUGUUGCAACAACUAACAUGCUUAAAAGAGAUCCCUCCUGAGGAUUAAUUUUCGAUCCGCGCCGGACCUAGUAAUAACAUCAAUAGUGAAACAGACUAUACCAUUUUAUGCAGAAUGUACCUUGAAAAUGGCUCGAUAUACUAAGUUUUAAUGCAAAACAGACACCCAUUAUUUUUUUUUAAAACAUGGUAUUGCACACCACAAGCAUCAAACAUGGCUAUGAAUUUAUUAAGCAACCCAAUGGUUAUAUUUUCAACCACUCUACACGUGUUUGCACACGAACGAUAACUCUGUUCCGAAUAUUAUCGUUUAAUAUAAAUAACUGCUAGAUGGUAAAAUAAGACAUACAUCUUGAAAGCUUUUCCCGUUUUAACAUAAAUCACAGUAGGAUAUGAUAUGAAAAACGACCAGUACUUACGUAUUUUGAGAAUAUUAUCCGAUCACUUAUACUUCCGCUCGAAAUUUCACAGGAAGUGAACAAAUAUUGGUGAAGUCUCGUGAACUUUCAUUCGAGCACCUCUGGAUUUAUUACUUACUUAGCAACGAUAAAGAAAACAUUCCGAACACAUUCGCAGGGGUGACUGUUAGCUUAUCAGGUUUCAAGUCAAUGCUUAAAAAUGUGAUGUCUACGGAGAUUUUGUAUUGCAGCAAGCCCGGAUGAUAACGUUGAAAAAUUGCGCGAUGUAUUCCGAGUGUAUACCGAAUGGAGAUAAUAUGUAAACAUUCCCCAUUAUAAAUCUCCGUAAGGAAUCUGUUUUCGUUCCUGUGAAUUUUUCUGAGUGACAGUUGAAAAUGUGUCAAUGAAAUUAUCUUGAAAUUAUCCCUUUCAACUAUUUCAAAUGUAAAUUCCUUCACAGGUAUGUGUAUUUUUUUUAAAAAUCGUCCAAAUGUGCUGCAUAAAUAUCUUGGGACAGACUAUACACGCCCUAUUUAUCGGUUGGUCGAAACCUACAGCAACCUAGGAAAAUUUACGGACUGCACGAAAUAAUCAUGAUGAUGUCAUACUCAAAUUCCUAUUGGAGACAAUUUGGCUGUUUUAUUUUAGCUAACGCAAUGAUUUACAUUUACAACUGCAAUUUAG